Molecule: messenger RNA, 1972 nt
Organism: Eutrema salsugineum
Lineage: Eukaryota; Viridiplantae; Streptophyta; Magnoliopsida; Brassicales; Brassicaceae
Product: nucleobase-ascorbate transporter 3
Exons: 14
Coding region: 128-1774 (548 amino acids)
Biological process (GO): transmembrane transport
Cellular component (GO): plasmodesma; plasma membrane
Molecular function (GO): transmembrane transporter activity
Source: RefSeq, a predicted model, not a curated record
UCGCUUUUCUCCUGCGAUCUUUUUUUAUCAUUUUCUCUUUGUCGGUUAGAUUUGGAAAACUUUCAACUACAAAGAGAGAUUCCUAAAGUUUUCCACCAAAAAAAGUAAAAGACUUUUCCAUUAAAGAAUGGUAGAAACAGGUCACCAUCAUCAACAUCCACCGGCACCGGCUGCAUUCGGUCCUCCACAGGUCUCAUCUAUGGCGGUUUCCAGAGGACCCACUUGGCCUCCCGCCGAACAACUCCAUCAUCUUCAGUACUGCAUCCACUCUAACCCUUCAUGGCAUGAGACGGUUGUACUAGCUUUCCAGCAUUACAUCGUGAUGCUCGGGACUACUGUUUUGAUUGCCAACACACUUGUGCCCCAAAUGGGUGGAGAUCCUGGUGAUAAAGCGAGGGUUAUUCAGACUAUAUUGUUUAUGUCGGGAAUAAACACGUUGCUACAAACGCUUAUCGGAACAAGGCUUCCCACUGUUAUGGGAGUUUCAUUCGCGUAUGUUCUUCCUGUAUUGUCUAUCAUCAGAGAUUACAACGAUGGUCAAUUCGAUACUGAGAAGCAGAGAUUCCGGCAUACUAUGAGAACCGUACAAGGAUCCCUAAUCAUUUCUUCAUUCGUCAACAUCAUAAUUGGAUAUGGUCAGGCAUGGGGGAACUUGAUAAGAAUCUUUAGUCCCAUUAUUGUUGUGCCAGUGGUUACUCUUACGAGCCUUGGCCUGUUCGUUAGAGGUUUUCCAUUGCUUGCAAACUGUGUGGAAAUCGGUCUACCAAUGCUUAUUCUGUUGAUCGUCUCACAACAAUAUCUUAAACAUCUCAUCCCAAGAAUUCAUAUGAUACUUGAAAGAUAUGCUUUACUAGUUUGCCUAGCACUCAUCUGGGCUUUUGCUGCUAUCCUUACUGUUUCUGGUGCUUAUAACAAUGUUUCGGUUGCGACAAAACAAAGUUGCCGCACAGAUCGUGCGUUUCUUAUGUCCUCCGCUCCCUGGAUUAGAAUCCCCUACCCGUUCCAGUGGGGGACUCCGAUAUUCAGAGCGAGUCAUGUUUUUGGAAUGUUUGGUGCUGCGGUCGUUGCAUCUGCAGAGUCUACCGGAGUAUUUUUUGCUGCAUCUAGACUAGCAGGAGCAACAGCACCUCCAGCACAUGUCGUCUCUCGUAGUGUCGGGCUGCAGGGUAUUGGUGUGCUCCUUGAAGGGAUAUUUGGUUCCAUUACUGGCAAUACCGCGUCUGUCGAAAAUGUCGGUCUCCUUGGACUCACACGAAUAGGGAGUAGAAGAGUGGUGCAGAUUUCGACGAGUUUCAUGAUAUUUUUCUCCAUAUUUGGAAAAUUUGGUGCCUUCUUUGCAUCUAUCCCGCUUCCAAUCUUUGCAGGCAUAUACUGUAUACUACUUGGAAUUGUUGCGGCUGUUGGAAUAUCUUUUAUACAGUUUUCGGACACCAAUUCUAUGCGAAACAUCUAUGUCAUUGGUGUCUCUCUCUUCCUAAGUCUUUCCAUUGCUCAGUACUUUCUUUCCAACACUACAAGAGGAGGAUAUGGGCCAGUUAGAACAGCGGGUGGAUGGUUCAACGAUAUACUUAACACGAUAUUUGCUUCGGCUCCGUUGGUGGCUAUCAUUGUGGCGACUAUACUAGAUAAUACGUUGGACCCAAGUCAUGCUAUUAAUGAAAGAGGAAUACCAUGGUGGAAGCCGUUUCAGCACAGGAACGGAGACAACAGGAACGACGAGUUCUACAGUUUUCCCCUUAGAGUUGGCGAGUACAUACCUACGCGGUUCCUUUGAAAGACUGCUCCCCUGAAGGAUUCUUCUGUAUGUGGAAAUGUAAGAUUUGUGCAGGUCAUAUAGCUUCAGUUAAUGAAGGAAAAAAAAAGAAUAUAAGACUUUGAUGGAAAAAGCUAUUUUGCAAACCAAUACCUGUGUUACCCGAUACUACGCGGCAGAUUUUAAUCUAUUUUAUCCGUAAAUUUACCCUUUGGGUAA